AUGGACAGCACAGAAGUGAGUCCUUCACUCCUGGCCAACGCAAAAUCAGCGUACAGAAACGGGCUGUAUUCUAGCGAGGACAGCUCUUCUUAUGAAGGACUAAAGAGGAAGUCUGCGGAUUCGGAACACUUCGUUGUGAAACGGGGGCGAUUCAUGCCUUCCGGGUCGGAGAUAUACUCGCCAGGCUCUCUUAAUUCCGCCUCAGUCAGCGAUAUUUUUCAAACCGCCUUUAAAUGUGAUUGCUGUGACCGGAUUUUUUCUAAUAGGGAUUCCUAUGCCAUGCACGUUAUGAUGCGCGUGAAAAACGACGCUUGCAAACAGCAAAGUGAAGUAUCCAAUGGAGAAAAAGAACAAUGGAGAAAACUUGGAGAGAGGGCCAGAGUAGAAAAACAAGUUAAGGGAGACCUCCCAAGUCCUAAGCCCGACGUUUUGACGGCUGAUCUUAACAAAGCUUCUUACAUUGAUGUAACAAAUUCUACCGAAAAAGACGAAUAUCUUCAAUCUUUUCUUGAACAAUCCGUUGAAAGACUCUGCAAUCAGAAUAUGGCUUUGUUAUUGAAAGACUCAAGAAAAUGCAUGAUAUGUCACGAAGUUUGCGCAGAUAAAGAUGCCCUUGCUAUGCACGUUAUGUCCCAUCAUACCAAUGGACUGUCCGCAUUUUCGACUCAAAACAGGCACACUGACGAUAAAAUCAGCCCUUUGUCCAUGCGCAUGCCUGCUUCUUUUGUGCGACUGAUGCAAGGCUCAACUACGGAGGAAAAGAAAUCAACAAAAGCAGCCCAGAAGAAACUUUGGUGUGAGUUUUGUAAAAUAGAUUUUGUCGACCACGACUCCUUGGCAAUGCAUAUAUUGAAUCAUACUUUAUCUGAAGUAAAUGAAAAAGAAAAAAGAGAAGGCUCACCCAUGAUAAAAGCAUCACCGCAGUUUAACAUUUGGGAGGCAUCGAGGAAAUUCGCUUCUUACAAUGAGCUCCCAGAUUCGCCGUUAGAUCUGGUGAGAAAAAGAGAAGCCUUGCCAUCAAGCGCCUUUCAAAAAAGAAACGAAAGAAAUGAACAUUUCGCAGACACAAAACAGAAAAUGAUAGCAAAUGAACACGAAGAAGCAUCGGUGAAAAUAACCGAUUAUCCCGCAAGUCCUCGUCAAAUUCAAAGGUGCGCAAGCGUCCCGGACAUGAGGCAAACAAUCCCAGAAGUCCCUGGUCGACCGGCUUCCGCGGAAGGAAUAGGAAAGAGGUAUGAAUAUGUUCUAGACGACGCAUCCAUAGAAUGUGUCUCGAAAGAGAAAUCCACGAAAGAAUCUCCUACCGACCUGUCCAAGCCCAAAGAAGCCGCGAAACCAGAGGAGCUUGUAGAGAAACGAUCGCUCGCAGAAGUUCAUCCUGAAAACGACAAGAGACCGUCGUCUGCUGUGAUGGAAGAAUUCGGCAACCCACACGAGCUUUUCAAGCACCUUAAUAAACCGGUUUAUUUUUGUCGGUUCUGUGACAUCAUUUUUCUAAACCGAACGACAUUUUAUUUGCACAAAGGUCUCCACAACGUGAACAACCCAUGGCAGUGCAACAUGUGUGGACAGACAUUUAGUGACGUGCACGAUUUCUCAGCCCACGUCAUACACCCAUAA
This is a messenger RNA of Magallana angulata, 1620 nucleotides long. Its product is annotated as DNA-binding protein Ikaros-like. The transcript is spliced from 2 exons. Gene Ontology annotation, molecular function: DNA-binding transcription factor activity, RNA polymerase II-specific; RNA polymerase II transcription regulatory region sequence-specific DNA binding. The coding region runs from base 1 to 1620 and encodes 539 amino acids. Gene Ontology annotation, biological process: regulation of transcription by RNA polymerase II. Gene Ontology annotation, cellular component: nucleus. The record is from RefSeq and is a predicted model, not a curated record. Lineage: Eukaryota; Metazoa; Mollusca; Bivalvia; Ostreida; Ostreidae.